Messenger RNA from Fusarium mangiferae, 1365 nucleotides. RefSeq lists its product as uncharacterized. The transcript is spliced from 4 exons. NCBI's taxonomy places the organism in Eukaryota, Fungi, Ascomycota, Sordariomycetes, Hypocreales, Nectriaceae. Gene Ontology annotation, cellular component: cytoplasm; ribonucleoprotein complex; nucleus. The record is from RefSeq and is a predicted model, not a curated record. Bases 1 to 1365 code for a protein of 454 amino acids. Gene Ontology annotation, molecular function: mRNA binding.
AUGCCUGCCGAAGCUACAGUCCAAGCGGACGUUGGUCCCGGUGAUGAGACCGGCAUCUACUACAUUACCAUUUGCAACUUACCAUUCGCAACUUCGUGGCAGGAGUUGAAAGAUUGGACACGUACAGCAUGCGUCGUGGACCAUAUCGAGGUCUUCCAGAGCAGCACCUCAGGAUGGGUCCGGGUUCGGGGAAGAGAGAACUUUGAAAGGGCAUGGGCACUUCUCAACGGCGGUGUUUUCAAAGGUCGCUCGAUCAUUGCGUCCGACAGAAACCGUAAGCAUUCUAUCAAGAUCAAGGAGCUUGCUGCACCACCGCAAGCCGUCAUUUCACAGACACUGCAGUAUCAAGCCACACCUCCCAGCCCCUAUGUUCUGCCAACUCAGAUGGCAAUGCCUCCGCAGUAUUCUGCUGCACCUAGACAGUACUACAUAGCUAGUUACCCUCCGGCCAACAGCUCCCGAUUCACUACUCAGUCUUUCUCGAACCCAAGUUACUCCGAGCAGCUACCAAUCACAGUAGCCACAAACACGCCAGCGACUUACGCGGCUGCCAGCCCGGGGAGCUACUACACAUACAAUGAUACCGGUACUCAGUUGUCUGCCCCAAAACCAGGCGCAGUCUCGUACUCUCCACAAUAUCAACAUGGAGUAAGCCAGCUUGCUCUUCCUUAUCGCGGUAUUAGUGAGAAUCCAGGGUACUACCCGAACUGUAGCUUCUCCAGCGGCGAGGCAUCCUAUAGGUCGGAAUACGUGGUACCGGAAACACGCAAGCUAUGUGUGUCGCCAUUCCCGCAACAAGCGGAGGCCGAUGAAGUCAAAUCUUGGGUUCAGCGCAAAGUGGACAAUGACAAGAUCGAAUCCAUCGAGAUACCCAAGAACAGUGACAGCAAUUACCUUAGGGGCUACAUCAUGGUCCUUUUUGAAAACGUCGCGGCCGCAAAUAUUGCGAUGGAGCAGCUGAACAAAGCACGUUUCCAAGGCAGAAGAAUGGUAGCGCGACCCACUCGUGAGGAUGCAGAGGUGGAAGAGCUUGGGGAGCCCAUGGUUUCGCAUGAAUCGUCAAAUUGGGCCGACCCUGAGAGGAGCGAGGCGAAUGUACCAACUUCUCCAUCCCGCAGGAGACAUGAUGGCCGAAGACGGAACGAGAAGCCCCAAAGGUCAAAGAAGAAGGGGACCAAGUCAAAGGGAUUUAACAAAAGGAAGGCAACGGAAAAGAAGUCGUCUUCGAGCAGGAAAUCUUCAGGGUCGCAAGUGGACAAGAAGUUGCCAUCGAAAAAGGCAUCCGCUAAGAAGGAGGAGACCAGCGUCAAGGAUGAAAAGCCGGUCAUCGUUGAUGGAACCUCCUAUUAUCAUGACAAGCAUUGA